UUUCUGUGUGAGUGAGAGAUGAGAGCGUGGCAGGUUCGGGUUCUGUUAGUGGUUCUGAGUGCAGCUGUGCAGGAUGGAACCCCCCUGGAAGAAGAGCUCACUGGUUCUAUCUUAGGUAACUUCCUGGACCCUCUUGAAAACUCCUCGGAUCACGAGCAUGAGAGUGGUGCAGCCAUUGCCAAAUUCUCCCUCCGUACACCCUCCCAUCCCGAUGACGACCUCUGCUACAUUAUUCCUGGCAAUCCAGACUCGCUGGCUGCCUGCACCUUUAACAGCACGUCCAAAACCUUCUUGGUGAUCCACGGAUGGACGCUGAGUGGUAUGUUUGAAAGCUGGAUGCCAAAGUUAGUGUCGGCGCUGUACGCCAGGGAGCGCACGGCCAACGUCAUCGUUGUAGACUGGCUCAGCUCGGCUCAGAACCAUUAUGUGAUCGCAGCCCAGAACACCAAAGCUGUAGGACAGAAGGUUGCUUCCUUCAUCGACUGGAUCGAGGAAACCACCAACAUGCCUCUUGACAACAUCCACCUGAUUGGCUACAGCCUCGGGGCUCACGUGGCAGGAGUUGCUGGCAGCCAUGCUACCAAUAAAGUUGGAAGAAUUACUGGUCUGGAUCCUGCUGGUCCUGACUUUGAGGGUGAGCAUGCUCACAAGCGCCUCUCCCCAGACGACGCCCACUUCGUGGACGUCCUUCACACUUUCACUCGCGGCUCCCUGGGACUCAGCAUCGGGAUAGAGCAGCCCAUUGGCCACGUGGACAUUUACCCCAAUGGGGGCAGCUUCCAGCCGGGCUGCAACCUCCAAGGGGCCUUGGAGAAGAUCGCAAACUUUGGCAUUUUUGCUAUCACUGAUGCAGUCAAGUGUGAACACGAGCGCUCAAUCCACCUGUUCAUCGACUCUUUGCUGAACAAACAGGAAGUGGCCAAGGCCUACAGGUGUGGCAGCAGCGACAUGUUCAAUCGCGGCAUGUGUUUAAGCUGCCGCAAGACCCGCUGCAACACGGUGGGCUACGAUAUGAGCAAAGUCCGGAGAGCGCGCCGCGUUCAGAUGUACACCAAGACUCGAGCUUCCAUGCCUUUCAAAGUUUACCAUUAUCAGAUGAAGAUCCACUUCUCCAGUAAAGUGAAAGCUUCAGAGAUGGAGCCUUCGCUCACCCUCUCACUAUUUGGAACCAAAGGAGAGGCGGAAAACUUGGAACUGAAGCUCAAGGAGAAACUCGUGACAAAUAAGACACAUUCAUUCCUGCUGGUGACAGACAAAGACAUUGGCGACUUGGUGAUGUUGAAGUUUAAGUGGAAGGAGACAAACAGCUGGUCGGCCUCCAGCCUACUGAAGAUGGUUUCUGCUUGGUGGUCUGGAGACUCAGACGGGGCUAACAUGGAGGUUCACAAGAUCCGCAUCAGAGCUGGUGAGACGCAACAAAAGAUGGUGUUUUGUGUAAAAGAUCCCAAAACUCAAAACCCAACCCAGGAGGUCACAUUUGUUAAAUGUAAGGGAACGUGGAGAAUGAAAUCAAAACAAAUUACAAGAAGAGUAUCGCUGAAGAAUGAUUGACACGAAGAAA
Nematolebias whitei (Rio pearlfish) is the source of this 1561-nucleotide messenger RNA. RefSeq names its product lipoprotein lipase (gene lpl2a). The transcript is spliced from 10 exons. Gene Ontology annotation, molecular function: lipoprotein lipase activity; apolipoprotein binding. Lineage: Eukaryota; Metazoa; Chordata; Actinopteri; Cyprinodontiformes; Rivulidae. The record is from RefSeq and is a predicted model, not a curated record. The coding region runs from base 19 to 1551 and encodes 510 amino acids. Gene Ontology annotation, biological process: lipid metabolic process.